Messenger RNA from Phycomyces blakesleeanus NRRL 1555(-), 634 nucleotides. RefSeq lists its product as hypothetical. The transcript has 8 exons. The record is from RefSeq and is a predicted model, not a curated record. The coding region runs from base 1 to 555 and encodes 184 amino acids. NCBI's taxonomy places the organism in Eukaryota, Fungi, Mucoromycota, Mucoromycetes, Mucorales, Phycomycetaceae.
AUGAUGAUAUCAUGUAAUAUCUGUUUCUCUACCAUUAUCUUCUAUGAUUUAGUUCUUAUGUUUUUAGUGUUAUUGACUAGAGUCUUAGUUGUGGUAUUUCAGUUUCUUAAGGCUUUCUUCCUUUACUAUAUUUGGUUAUUAGAGUGUAUUUACUGCUUAACUAGUGUCGGUGUUACAAUUAUGACAUCAAGUCAUAAAUCAGCUUUAGGACUUCCUACUAAAUUAGCUCCAUAUCGAUCUGACACAGUUUACCCGGAACUUCAAGUAAUUGUGAUUAAAGACGAAGUCUACAAAAAUAAGCUAAUAUACUGCUGUGCUGGAGUCAGUCCCAAUGAAGUAUUAACAUCAAAAUUGAAGAAGUUUUUAAGAGGAAGAAUUGAAGAUUUGAGAUUAGGAACGAAGAUUCGUGAGAACUUGUGUAGGUUUUGUUUAUUGAGAAAGAUUUUGUAUCAAAGUUUGACCAGUCCCAAUGAAGUAUUAACAUCAAAAGUAAAUGUGUUUAUGAGUUAUAAUUAUGCUUAUAAUAAUCCACUGAUGUAUCCCAUAUUAUGGUGAUAUCAUCAUAUGAAAUAUAAUCACUAUCACGCAUGCUAAACCUGUGUGUUAAAUAAUAAAGUAAUCGGUAGACACCUUU